Pygoscelis adeliae (Adelie penguin) is the source of this 5238-nucleotide messenger RNA. It is a transcript of the gene KLF12, whose product is annotated as Kruppel-like factor 12. The transcript has 7 exons. Gene Ontology annotation, biological process: regulation of transcription by RNA polymerase II. Bases 107 to 1237 code for a protein of 376 amino acids. The record is from RefSeq and is a predicted model, not a curated record. NCBI's taxonomy places the organism in Eukaryota, Metazoa, Chordata, Aves, Sphenisciformes, Spheniscidae. Gene Ontology annotation, molecular function: DNA-binding transcription factor activity, RNA polymerase II-specific; RNA polymerase II cis-regulatory region sequence-specific DNA binding.
GGGGUUUGUGUCGAGCUUGUAAAAUCCUGCUGGCUUUUGGCAGUCCCCCUCCCCCUGAAAUAAGAUUGAAGUGGAUCUAGGGACGAAUGGAUGACUAAAUAUUCAUAUGAAGAGGAAAGCCAUAAAAGACAUCAGCGCCUUUGAGAACAGAAUGUUAAUGCUUGAUGGGAUGCCGGCAGUCAGAGUCAAAACAGAGCUGCUGGAAUCUGAGCAAGGGUCUCCAAACGUCCACAAUUACCCAGAUAUGGAAGCUGUACCCUUGUUACUAAACAACAUGAAGGCAGACCCCGUGGAGGAUUCAUUAUCUACAGACCAUUUCCAAACACAGACUGAACCAGUGGACUUGUCAAUAAACAAAGCCAGGUCAUCCCCUACAGCAGCUUCAUCUUCACCGGUUUCCAUGACAGCAUCAGCCUCCUCCCCUUCUUCUACUUCUACUUCUUCUUCUUCUAGUCGGCCAGCGUCAUCACCCACAGUAAUAACAUCAGUAUCCUCAGCGGCAUCUGUACCGUCAGUAUUAACUCCAGGUCCUCUUGUGGCCUCUGCGUCUGGUGUUGGAGGCCAGCAGUUUUUGCACAUUAUCCAUCCAGUACCACCUUCAAGCCCCAUGAACUUGCAGUCUAACAAAAUGAGUCACGUGCACCGUAUCCCCGUGGUGGUACAGUCGGUACCUGUUGUCUAUACAGCUGUGAGAUCACCUGGGAAUAUGAACAACACUAUAGUAGUACCACUGUUGGAGGAUGGGAGAAGCCACGUCAAAGCACAAAUGGACCCCCGAGGCCUAUCUCCCAGACAAAUUAAAAGUGACAGUGAUGAUGACGACCUGCCAAAUGUGACCUUAGAUAGCGUUAAUGAAACUGGAUCUACAGCGCUCUCCAUAGCCAGAGCAGUACAAGAUUCCAUUUCACCGUUCAGUAUUGAGAGCACAAGGCGUCAGAGAAGGUCCGAGUCUCCAGACUCCAGGAAGCGGCGCAUCCAUCGGUGUGACUUUGAGGGAUGCAACAAAGUAUACACAAAAAGUUCCCACCUGAAGGCUCACCGGAGGACGCACACAGGAGAAAAACCCUACAAAUGUACCUGGGAAGGCUGCACCUGGAAGUUUGCUCGCUCCGACGAACUGACGAGGCAUUACCGCAAGCACACGGGAGUGAAGCCAUUCAAGUGUGCAGACUGUGACCGCAGCUUUUCCCGCUCAGAUCACUUGGCGCUCCACCGCCGCAGGCACAUGCUGGUUUGAGAAACGCUACCUGUUCCAGCCGAGUUUAAGAGCUGGGUCUCUUAACUACCCGGAGUGAAUUCAGCAGGGCUGAAUCCCCCUCUACAGUGUUAACAGGCAGGGCUUUCCCUGAUGUCCGUAACAAAAAAUAAUAACAGAAAUUAAAAAAAAAAAAAAGCAGGAAAAGAAGUGCCACUCUUCUCCUUGCCAUCUGAAGUUAACCCCAUCUGCCCCUCAGCAUGGCUACCCCCUGAAAGUGUCAUCACAAUCACCAGGGAAAUAGCAGCCAAAAUGCUACAGGAAUGGGCAUUAUUUUACAUGCUGCGUCCUUUGACAAAAAGAUGUUUAUAGCUUGUAUGUUUUCUCAGCUGUCGGACAUUUUGUUCCUGAAAAAUCACUGCUGAUUGGAGGAUUAGAUAUGACAAACCAAUGAUGAUGAUGAUGAGAGCAAGACCGCUAGACCUUUGUUAUUCCAUCUUUUCCCCUUGUUUUGAAUACCAUCUGGCCGGUGUCAGCAUUAUGCCCGAGCUGUGCUACAGACAAGCUGCGUGUGAGUAGGCAAGAAGAUUCUGCUGGAGAGGUCCCGCUGUUGGAGCUGAAGGGUCGCUUGAGCAGACUUUUGCAAUAACGAUGGUGGCAUUUUAAUAUUGUACCACAAUUUGUCAUUAUGCCCUAGAGGACACCAGCCAUUUAACCUUUUUCUUUUUUUUUCCUUUCUUUUCUUUUGUUGUUGUUGUUGUUGAAGUCUGUAAAAUAAACAAGGGGCAGCAACAUCUCUACUGAAAGUACAAUAUUAAGUAUCUGUAUUUUACCAUGGACUUAUUUAGAACCAUUUUCUGGUUUGUAUAGAAAGAGCCCAUCUAAAAACUACUACCCCAUUCUCAAAGUGCAGUUUUCUUUCAUGCAGGCAUCCUCUUCCCCACGAGCAGUGUUUGAACAGAAGGAAAUAGUCAGAUCUUAUACUCGCUGGUACCAAGGUUAGUGGUGUAGCCAUUCAUGAAAUGGAAUUGAAUGUACCAACAAACAAAACAGAGAAGAAACAGGUGCAUCUCUCGCAGAGAAAAAGCAAUAAUGAGUAAAAUGGCUCUCGAGACAAUAAUUUACUCCACACCAACAGAAGGGAGGGUAUGCAGAAAUAGCACGUAAGAUCAUUUAAGUUAAUCUUUCUGAUGGUUUCACUGACCUGCUAGGUACCACAAUUAAGUACUUCCAUUUCCUUCAACAUAAUACUUGUGUCUGGAAAGCAAGAUAGAUAAAGGAAAGAGCUGAUUGUUGAGGAGUCAGUGGAUGAACUGUAAGUAGGAAGACGAAAUGGUUCUGCAGUGGUGCUCUGCAAGACAUUAGGUUUCUCCCUGGGCGUUAGGGAAUAACAAGAUUUUGCCAGCUGUCUAGUAUGAUAUAAAUGGCCCUUUAUAUGGGUACCAGUGGCUGCCCCUGCUGGGAUUUUCAAUCCAAGCCUUUUCAGAUUAAAUCAAAGGAAAUUCUUGAUCAUUCCCAUACAGCCCUGUAAUUGUGAACCAAUUUGUAUUAAUUGAAUUAUGUAGGAAAGAGAGAAACUCUUAGUCAUCAGUUGUUCAUGCAAACAGAAUCGUGUUUUUCUGUUUUCUUUCCUCACAAGGAUCUGCCUAUUCAUCUAAAUUUGACAAAGAGGAGGCUUGGCAAGAUGUUUUAAGUGUUGAGAUUUUUAUAGCUUAGAGAUAAAAGAUGUAUACAUAAAAGUCUUUUGCAAUGCAUUUAAUUAUGAAUAUUUGGUUCCAGGAAUUGCACAGAUUAAACUUGUGAUGCCACUUGUUCAUUUUUAAAUGUUUGACCAGUCUGAAUUAAUUUCUGAUUCCUGAAGUAACCGUAGUAAUGUUGGGGGGAUUCUGAAAUCGAGGUAAUCUUAAAGAAAAAACAGCACAGAGUACCCAUACAAAUACUGAAAGCAAUUACAGUUAAUUGAGGAUUAAUAUGACUGGGAUAAUACUUCAUAACAGCAUUCACAGGCCCCAGAGUUUGAUUAUCUUUAAAUACAUUCUUAAUAUUCCCCAGUCCAGAUAGUUUAUCAGCUCUCCGAAAGAAGAAAUUCAAUACUGUUAAAGCUCAGGCUCUCCUCUGCCGACUGGUCAGCAGAGAAACCCAAGACAAAUUAUUCGCAGCCAUUGUGGGAAAAAUGCCUCUAUCAAUUCCCAUUGACUGUGUUGGUAAUCAACUUCCACAAAAUUCAGCAACGUUUUAGUAUCCGGCUCCAAAUCGGGAACGAAGCAGGGGCACUAAGUGUCAGCGCAAAGCACGAAAAGGCUGCGAUGGAUCAGGGCUUCUGGAUAGGCCAUGAGGCAUUGCGGGGCAGCAGAACUGGGUCUUUACCAGCAGCUUUACUGCUGUUGGUUUAAAAAACUGGUUGUCAGUGUUGUGUGUGAGAUGGUUCAUGGAUUACGUCUGAGGUCUGUCUUUUAUGUACUUCAAUAUUGUCCCCUUAAAUGGAUCUGUCAUUCUCAGCGUUUAGGGAGAGAAGUCAGGUCAGGUGGAAGUCAAUUGAUAAAGUUAUUUUCCUGCCCAAGAACAUUUUACUGACUAAUUACUUGAAUAGCAGUAAUUCAGUUGAAGAACCAAUGGCAUACAGAAUUCCUUUCAGAAUCUGUGAUCUUUUUUCUCCCAUAGAAAAUGAAGUUUGUUUGACCAGAAGCUCUUAAGGCCAUUCUGUUAGCGUACAAGAAGAGCAGUGAGAGAGAACAUCUCUGAUGUUAUUCACAAAGCCAGAGUAUGGCUGGGAGAGACCAGUGUCCUCUUUGGGCUUCCUCCGUAGUCAAUGAAGAGAGAACUUGAGAGGCCUUAAAUUUCAGCAUUCAGCUCUGAACUGCCCCGAGGAGGAGCAUAUGUAUCACAGACCCUGGGGAGGCUCCUCUCCCAAGGCCGAGGUUGGUCUGUGUGAAUCCCUUGUCUUUCAGCUGGUUGCCCAUUACUUUAUGCAUAGGAAACACUGCAGCAGAAAGAGGGUCUGAUUUUAUUCGAGGAACCCCAAAGCGAUACAGGGAUAAAGCAGCACUCAUGCCAAGGGACACAGGCACAGAGCGUGUCAAUGGUAACAGAAUGAAGCCAAAAGUUAAAGGAACGUACGCUACAUUUUCUUAUUUCACAGGCAGGAAGUAUAUCCUCAACCUUUCCAGCACACGUGUAAGGGCUUUUCAUGCUGCUGUUGCCUCUAGACAAAUUACACAACCAGCAGUAGUCCACCACUGGGUUUCAAGUACUCAGUAUGGUUCUUGGCAAGUUUCUCAUUGGUACCAGCGCCCACAGGCUUUGGCCCCAAAUACUCCGUGAGGUUGUUUUCUGGUUUGUUUUCCGCUUCAGAAGUAUUUUAAGAGAAGUUACUCUGUGGGAGGAGGGUGUUUGGAUGUGGAGCUGAUGUCCCCCAGAUUCUCAGGGUGUCCUUCCAUCAGUGGCUGUGGUUCAGACCCGCCAAACUUCUGUGCUUGUGCAAGGACUGAGGGCAAUUGCUCCAGGGUAGUUUCCUCAGAAAUCCUGGUAUCCCACCACAGGUCUGUGACAUUUCGUAACCAUGGCGAAGACUUACAUCAUAUGUAGCAUGCAGAAGUACCAGAUCUCAUCUUGACACAACACAAUUGUGUUGUGUCAAUUAUCUUAAUUGAGCGGUUGGGAGAGACUAAUAUAGAGUAUCCUGUUCUUUUGGAAAGACAGAAAUUUAUGCUUUUAAGUGUGAGUAAAGGAUGGGUAAUAUCUACCAUGCACAUUACAGCUUACAAGGGAAACUGUGCCACAAAGUGUCAUAUUUCAAACGUUUCCAAAAGGAUCCAAUGGAUUUGUCAGGAAAUCUCAGCAGCCAGCAUUAUAGGAAAACAUAACGAGCAAGCAGCUUUGAUACAGAACUUUUUAAAUUUUAAAUUGUCAUUAUUUUUUGAGCUCCUGUUUUAUUCAGCACUGUAAAAUUGGCUCAUUGCAACAGCAGUUUGUACUUGGGGAUGAAGAUGCAGUAUUCCUUAUUCUCUAUCAUGCUUACACAAUUAAUUAAAUAGAUUUAGACU